Molecule: messenger RNA, 1880 nt
Organism: Darwinula stevensoni
Lineage: Eukaryota; Metazoa; Arthropoda; Ostracoda; Podocopida; Darwinulidae
Source: the annotation of a GenBank genome assembly
AUAUGGCGUCCGAAAGGAUCGAAACGCCCUACAUCACCAUCUUCGGCCUCUGUGCGUUGACGACCCUGUUGGUGAGGAGCGAAUACGCCACCCUCUUCGACCUCAUCCAACGGCGGCUCCACGACGUGAUCGACGACCUCCAGAUAGAGGAGGGGAAGCAGACGCAGCUGCACAUCCAGAUCAGCGAUAUGUUCGAUGUGAAAUUCUCGAAGGAGAUCAACGAGGCUGGGCUCCAACCGAGCCAGGAGUUCUUCGACGCAGUCCACUACGGCGUCCACGACCUGAUCGACAACCUGGGACUGACCCAGGAGGAGCUCGUCGGGGUGCAUAAGGGGAUUCACCAGGUUUUCGCCGACACGUUCGUCGAAGGCGGGUGCUACACCCUAUACGCGGCGAAUCAUACGGGGUGUCUCCGGGCGGAUUCCGAGUGUCCGAAGAUAGCUCGGGGGGUCAGUGAAGUCGAGAAGGGCCUCGUAGUGGAUCUUCACAAUCAGCUGAGGGCCAAGGUGGCUCACGGACAGAAUCCCUACAAGGCCAAGGGCUUCCAGCCCCAGUCCUCCGCCAUGAUCGAAAUGACUUGGGAUGAUGAAUUAGGCAUCAUAGCCCAGAAAUGGGCGGAUCAAUGCCGCUUCGAGAACGACUGCAACCAGUGCAGACGAGUAGCGAGGUUCUCUGUGGGUCAGAACCUAUUCUUCACCAAGAGCAGCUACCAGGAGGAUCCGAGGGCGGACUGGGAACUCCCAAUGUCUUCCUGGUUCAGCAUGGUCCAACGAUUCCCGCACAACCACGUGUAUUCCUACCAGGCGGGGAGUGAAUGGAGUCCCUACACUCAGAUGAUAUGGGGAAAAUCCUACAAGGUCGGCUGCGGUUAUGCCUCAUUCAAAGACGGCAGCAACUUCAAUAAGCUCUAUGUCUGCAACUACGGUCCCGCGGGGAACCUGGUAGGGAAGCCGGUUUACAGAACAGGGCGCCCCUGCUCCCGCUGCCCCAGGGGUCACGUGUGCAACGGGAAGGGACUGUGCACCUAUUCCGGGAAAGAGAGAGAAGAACUCAAAACCGGGGUAGCUAGCCCUGCUGCAAUCGACCAAAUAAGGGGUACAGAACAUCAAGGUCACCAGGGUCAUGUAAGUGCAGUGAUCGGCAGCGAAGGCAUCCUACCGACCGCUUGCGAACAAGACUGUAUUCCAGCCGCUUUCGCAAAGUCUUGCAAAGAGGGUAGCGUGAACACGAACCAAUCUUGUCCGGACUCGGACUCUCUGUGCUGCACCCUGGCUAAGGAAGGCGAGGUCACCCCGCCCCCUCAGGUCGCAAUACCCAGAGUCUCCUGCCCCCACCAAUGCGUCAGCGUGACAAAUCUCGACCUCUGCGAGUUCGAGAGCCUUAUAACCCACGUGACGAUCGAGUGCCAACGGAAUCUCUGCUGCAAGCUGCGCACCGCGCCGCCAUCGACUACGAAGGCAGCCUGUCCGGAGGACUACAGCUGCAUCCCCGAUGACAACGCUCUCCUAUGCAGUCCCGAUACGACGAUCAGGAACGCUUGCACUUCAACCGCGCACAUUUGCUGCAAAAUUGGUAACCAGAUGCGACAAGACCCGAUCCAGUCCGAAACCGCUGAUUGUGAAUUGAAAUGCGUACCAACGAAACCAAUCGACUAUUGUACUCCUGGCACUCGAAUACCCAACACAAUCUGCGGACGCAACAACACCGAAUGCUGUCAAUAUGAUUUUGACGCCUACUUGAAGGGUGACUACCUGAAGGGUGAUUUCGUUGGCAUUCGCUUUAUAGACGACGUACCCAGAGACUGUCCCUCGACCUGCCUUGACCCGGCCGAGGUCAAAGAGUGUGUCAUGUUCUUGGACACGGUCUGCAGUCAGAACGGC